Messenger RNA from Psylliodes chrysocephalus, 369 nucleotides. The record is from the annotation of a GenBank genome assembly. Lineage: Eukaryota; Metazoa; Arthropoda; Insecta; Coleoptera; Chrysomelidae.
AUGUCCAGCAGGCAUAUCCCAGCAGAUAAGAUAAAUCUGCGCCUGAUUCUCGUCAGCGGCAAAACAAAAGAGUUUUUGUUUAGCCCGAGCGACUCUGCUGGGGACAUCGCCCAACAUGUUUUUGACAAUUGGCCAGACGAUUGGUGCCAAGAAGCUGUAUCAAAGGCUGAAAUACUCAGACUAAUUUAUCAAGGACGCUUUCUCCAUAGUAACGUAACGUUAGGUGCUUUAGGAUUACCAUUCGGAAAGACUACAGUGAUGCAUUUGGUCCCCAGGGAAACGCUGCCCGAGCCUAACUCGCAAGAUCAACGACAAAAAAGCAAAGGUGGUAACAGCAGUUGCUGUUCAACAUCCUGUUGCAUUUUGUAA